UGCUGGGCAUUGCAGUUCACGUUAGUGCUCCCUGGUCGCCGCGACGCCAGCGCCCUGCCGCGACGCCCGACCCGACCGCUACGACCCAAGUCGGCAAACUACGUCUGGGACGCGGCGUCCUCCAAAGGGUUGCACCCGGAAACCUCCUCCCGGCGAGUGCCCCUCGCUCUUCUGUCGGCGCCAAGUCGGCUCAGAUGGGAAUAUUUGGGAUUGAGGAUCAAUUGAGCAGGAGCUUCUCUGUCACAGAAACUGUAUUGUUAUCUGCACGGACAGUGAGAGGUAAUGGGUUAUAAUGGAUUAUGAACAACCCCAUCAGGAAUUGGUGAAGUGCGUGGUGGUAGGCGACACAGCUGUUGGUAAAACAAGACUCAUCUGCGCUCGAGCAUGCAAUAAGCAAGUUUCCCUUUCACAACUGCUCACAACCCAUGUUCCAACUGUCUGGGCUAUUGACCAGUACCGCAUCUAUAAAGAUGUGUUGGAAAGGUCAUGGGAAGUUGUUGAUGGUGUCAAUGUUUCUCUCCGCCUCUGGGAUACUUUUGGGGACCAUGAGAAAGAUAGAAGAUUUGCCUAUGGAAGGUCAGACGUCGUACUACUAUGCUUUUCUGUUACCUCACCAAUAUCCCUUCGGAAUUGUAAAGCUAUGUGGUAUCCUGAAAUUCGAAGAUUCUGCCCACAGACACCAGUUUUACUAGUAGGAUGCAAGAAUGAUUUGAGAUACAUGUACCAAGAUGAGGCAUACCUCAGCAUCUUCAGAGAAAAUGGAUCAUUCCUAAGAGCAACACGGAAAAGUGAUUUAGUUAUGCCUGACCAAGCUAGGGCUGUUGCACGUGAGCUGGGAGUGCAUUAUUAUGAAACAAGUGUUCUCUCAUACUAUGGUGUUAAUGAGGUAUUUGAAAAUGCAAUUCGUUCCGCACUUAUGGCAAGAAGACAACAGAGGUUUUGGAUGACAAAUCUAAAAAAGGUUCAGAGACCUCUUUUGCAGGCACCCUUUAAACCACCAAAACCACCAAUACCAGAAAUUCAUGUUUCUUCAAGCUCUUAUGAUGAUCACAUAAGAGAGAUGUUUUUGCAGCAAGCACAUACAGAUGUUUUAUUUAAUGCGGGGUCAGUUGGUUUCUUAGCUCAUCGUUUUAUACUGGCAGCUGCAUCCCCUCUUCUGCACAGACUUCUUUUGACAGAUUUUAGUAAUGAAUUGAGCACACGCAGCUCAAGUGAAUCUUCUAUGGUCAGCACUUUUGGUGAAGCAACACAAGGAGAUUUCAAUGAUGACACUGAACAUUUAAUCAGGACAGAAAUCGGGAAACCCUCAAUCAGGGUGUGGGAACAGAUUAAACGUCGAUCUAGCUGUCAAGUCUUGUCUUGUGACAGCAAUAGGAGAUUAGACAUUUCACGAGAUAUGGAUCACCCAGCGUUUACGUCAAUUCGAGUUCAACAGUAUGAGGGUCUUGACCAUAGAGGAAACCCAAGUUCAUCUCUGCAAACUGUUAUCACUCUCUCCAAGCUCAUUACUCCUCAAGCAAUGAAUCAAGUCUUGCAAUUCAUGUACACAGGAACUAUUGACAGCCGCUACUGUGAAUUGCAGACUGCUCCUAUUGGACUCUUACUGGAAAUCCGACAAGCUGCUGAAUUUCUGGAGUUAUCUGAUCUCUAUCUAUUUGUAUCAAAUGUCCAUUCCAGAGAAGAGUUUCUUAACACUGAAUUGAAGGUGCAGUAUCGCCAGGACUUGCGAAAACGUUUGAGAGAGCUUUGUGUCGGUCAAGGCCUUUUCUCAGAUGUAAGGUUUCAGUUAGAUGAUGGAUUGUAUCCUGUACAUCGAGCUCUCCUUAUGUCGAGAUGUGACAUGUUCAAAGCAAUGUUUUCAGGAGAUUUUCGAGAAAGUAGUGCUAAAGUGAUUGUUUUUCCAGGAGUAGCACAAGAUACAUUCGUGCAACUUUUGACCUAUCUUUAUACUGAUGAGCUUGGUGGAGCCGUAUCCUACCUGAAGUGCUUAGAAUUAUUAGAAGUUGCUAACCGUUUGUGUCUACCACGUCUUAUUACUCUGAUUGAGCAAAAGGUAGUGGAACAACUGACAGCAAAGUGUGGUUCAGAAGGUGAUGUUGUAGAACAUUGUUUAAGACUGCUGGAACCAUGCAAGCUGCACAAUGCAGACCAGUUGGCUGAUUGGUGCAUGAAUCACUUAUGUACAAAUUAUAACAAAUUAUGCAAGAGAUCUCCAAAACUACUUCGCCAGUUGCAUCCAGAAAAUCAGGAGUAUCUCAGUGAGCAUAGGUGGCCCCCAGUGUGGUACCUGAAAGAUUAUGACUAUUAUGAAAAGUGUGCUUCAGAGAGAGAAAAAGAAGAAAGGCCGCUUCUGAAAAGAAGCAGUGCAGGAUGUCUGUGCUUCUCUUCAAAAGCAAGGCGAAGUAGUGCUCUGAUCACAGCCAACACCAUCACGGCUAGUACUAAUGUAGCUGAUGCUAUUGAUGCUGAUGUUGAAGCAUUAGCAGAUGAUCAUCAGGGUGUCCUCCAAGCUGGUCACCAGGUUGUUGCUGUCCCUAACGGCCAGCAUGGCAUGGAUAUGUGACGGCGGCCUCGGCGGCUGUGCCGCAAUGCAGGUCUCUGGGUAGGCAUAUUUGCCAGUGUAACAAUUGUCUUGUUGGCGCUUUGUGUUGUUUUCAUUUUCAUUUGAACUAGAAAUUUUCGAUUUCCUCAGUAUAAUGUUGACAAUUUCAUGUGUAAGUCACUCCUCUGCAUCUUGUAUUCUAAAAUAAUGAGCUCUACUCACCACUUGUAAUUGAUUUUUUAAAAGGAGUCUGAAUCUAAAAGAAAUUACUUGACUAAACUCAUUCUAAUCAUAUUGUCAAUUACAAAGUGUUGCACUGUUAACAUAUGAUGCUAAUAAUGACAUUAUUCACUACGUUGAAUUGUGCUUAUAUGAUGAGGUUGUGCACUGCCAUCAAGAAAGUAUUUUGAGCAGGGUAUAGAUAUGUGAAUGAUUGUAGGUACUGUAAGAUUUUGUUUAGUAUGUAUUAUGUGUAUUGGAAAUGAAGGCUCAAUGUAGACGAUUCUGUCAUUUUCAUUUUUUUUUUAAAUCCAUGUAUGUACUCUUUUUAUUUCCAUAAUUUGAACCAUUUUUAUACUUGCAUACUGAUCUCAAAUAAAACUACUAUGUCAAUGUGUGUCAAUUCUAAA
Molecule: messenger RNA, 3171 nt
Organism: Frankliniella occidentalis (western flower thrips)
Lineage: Eukaryota; Metazoa; Arthropoda; Insecta; Thysanoptera; Thripidae
Gene: RhoBTB
Product: rho-related BTB domain-containing protein 1
Biological process (GO): small GTPase-mediated signal transduction
Molecular function (GO): GTPase activity; protein binding; GTP binding
Source: RefSeq, a predicted model, not a curated record